Messenger RNA from Eubalaena glacialis (North Atlantic right whale), 2810 nucleotides. It is a transcript of the gene NOC2L, whose product is annotated as NOC2 like nucleolar associated transcriptional repressor. Gene Ontology annotation, cellular component: nucleolus; Noc1p-Noc2p complex; nucleoplasm. Bases 28 to 2271 code for a protein of 747 amino acids. Gene Ontology annotation, biological process: ribosomal large subunit biogenesis; negative regulation of transcription by RNA polymerase II. Gene Ontology annotation, molecular function: transcription corepressor activity; histone binding. The transcript is spliced from 19 exons. Lineage: Eukaryota; Metazoa; Chordata; Mammalia; Artiodactyla; Balaenidae. The record is from RefSeq and is a predicted model, not a curated record.
UGGGGCGCACGCUACGGGCCUGCAGUCAUGGCUGCGGCGUGGACCCGCAAGCGGCGCCUGGCGGAGCUGACGGUGGACGAGUUCUUGGCCUCGGGCUUUGAUUCCGAGUCCGACUCGGAGCCCGAAGGAGCCCCAGAGACGGAGACGCGGGCGGCGCGCGGAGCGGCCCGGAGCCCGGAUGGGCCAGGUGGGCGUCCCUUGGCCAGGCUUGAUGACCCCCGCCUUCUCAGCCGGUGGAAGGGCCGUGCGUCGGAGCACAAGGACCAGCUCUCUCGACUGAAGGACAAAGACCCCGAGUUCUACAAGUUCCUGCAGGAGAAUGACCAGAGCCUGCUGCACUUCAGUGAUUCGGACAGCUCUGAGGACGAAGGGGAUCGGCUCCACCCCCUGCCGGACGUGCUGGAAGAAGCAAGUGAGGAGGAGGAAGAUGAGGAGGACAGGGCCCCCAGAGGACCUGCGGGGAAGAGGAGGGAUUCUGCCUCUGUGACCCUCGCCAUGGUUGAGAGAUGGAAGCAGGCAGCAAAGCAGCACCUUACGCCAAAGCUGUUCCACGAAGUUGUGCAGGCGUUUCGAGCAGCCGUGGCCACCACCCAAGGAGAACAGGAAGGCACUGAGACCAGCAAAUUCCAGGUCACGGACAGUGCUGUGUUCAACGCUCUGGUCACUUUCUGCAUCAGAGAUCUCUUUGGCUGUCUCCAGGAGCUGCUGUUUAGAAAGGCCCCAAAGGACAGUAGCAGGGUGCUGCAGCCAUCCAGCAGCCCGCUGUGGGGGAAGCUCCGGCUGGACAUCAAGGCUUACCUGGGCUCCGUCAUACAGCUGGUGGCCUGUGUGGCAGAGGCGACAGUGGUGGCGGCCGUCCUCCAGCAUGUCAGCAGCUCCGUGCCCUACUACCUGACCUUCCCCAAGCAGUGCCGCGUGCUGCUGAAGAGGAUGGUGGUCCUGUGGGGCACGGGUGAGGAGACGCUGCGCGUGCUGGCCUUCCUGGUCCUUGUCAAGGUCUGCCGGCACAAGAAGGACGUCUUCCUGAGCCCCGUCCUCAAGCAAAUGUACAUCACGUACGUGAGGAACUGCAGGUUCACCUCCCCCAGCACCCUGCCCCUCGUCAGCUUCAUGCAGCGGACUCUGACAGAGCUGCUGGCCCUGGACGCUGGCGUCGCCUACCAGCACGCGUUCCUCUACAUCCGCCAGCUCGCCAUCCACCUGCGCAAUGCCAUGACCAUGCGCAAGAAGGAGACGUACCAGUCAGUGUACAACUGGCAGUUCGUGCACUGCCUCUACCUGUGGUGCCGCGCCCUCAGCACCAUCUGCCCCAGCGAAGCUCUGCAGCCCUUGAUCUACCCCCUGUCCCAGGUUGUCAUCGGUUGCAUCAAGCUGGUCCCCACUGCCCGCUUCUACCCGCUGCGCAUGCACUGCGUGCGCGCCCUGACGCUGCUCUCGGAGAGCACGGGCACCUUCAUCCCCGUGCUGCCCUUCAUCCUUGAGAUUUUCCAGCAGGUCGACUUCAACAGGAGGCCGGGGCGCAUGAGCUCCAGGCCCAUCAACUUUGCUGUGAUCCUGAAGCUGUCCAAGGUCAACCUGCAGGAGAAGGCGUACCGGGACGGCCUGGUGGAGCAGCUGUACGACCUCAGCCUGGAGUACCUGCACAGUCAGGCCCACAGCAUUGCGUUCCCCGAGCUGGCGCUGCCCGCUGUCUUGCAGCUGAAAUCCUUCCUCCGGGAGUGCAAGGUGGCCAACUACUGCCGUCAGGUGCGCCAGCUGCUCGAGAAGGUGCAGGAGAACGCAGAACACGUCCGCAGCCUCCGCCAGAGGGUCUCCUUCGGCGUGUCCGACCAGCGCGCAGUGGAUGCCUGGGAGAAGCGGACCCGGGAGGAGGGGACCCCGCUCACAAAGUACUACAGCCAGUGGCGGAAGCUGAGGGACCGUGAGAUCCAGCUGGAGAUCAGUGGCAAAGAGCGGCUGGAAGAUUUGAACUUCCCAGAGGUGAAGCGCCGCAAGGCGGCGGACGGGAAGUCUGAGGACAGGGCAGAAUUCAAGGACCUCUUUGAUCUGGACAGCGCUGAGGACGAGGACGAGGACGCCCCGGACUUCCCAGAGAGAGGGACGCCUGGGUCCCCGAGAGCUUGGCAGAGGCGGGAGGAGGAGGAGGAAGUCAGCGACUCAGAGGAUGGAAGCCCAGACACAGAGGCGGGGCCGGACCCCCAGGAGCCGUGGCAGCUGGCCCAGGGGCCGGAGGAUGAGCUGCAGGAUCUAGAGCUCUCCGAGGACGACUGAGGGCUGCCCGCCUGGAGCCUUGUGGGGGCUGCUGUGUGGUGUUCCCACCUCACCAGGCAGUCAGGUGUGCUGCUUCCCGGCUGCGGCUGAGCCGAGGCCCUGGGGUCCGUGCCCACGCAGGGCGUACAUGGUGGAUAGGGCUUUAUUUUUACAACAUAAGAGACCGGAAAGGACCAAGUGCUGUUCCAAGUCUUGGAGCGGUGGCCGUGGGGACGUAAACCACCGUGGGGCUGGCCUCCUGCCGCAGCUUAUGGUGGCGGGUGAGACGCACCUACCCCACGAAGGAGGCUGACCUGGAGCAGGGCUCUGCCUAAUGUUGGCGUGCAGUCGUGCCGUGGGCACGGCCGACGCUGCAGGGCCUGGGGUGCGCCUGUGCCUCCUCCGUCUCUGGUUUGUCUGCAGCCGCCCAGGGUGCAGCGCCCCCACCCCGGGCCUGGGUUCGGUCCCCGCGCUGUCUGCACCGGGCUCUGCAGGCACCCCCAGAGAGUCUUUGGAAACUCAUUCUUUUCCUCUUAAAUCACGUGUUUUCCUUUUAAAAA